CAGAGGCAGUUAUAUAAGCGGCCAAGCCAUGCAGAGGAGUCUCAACCCCUCUCUAUCUCCACUUGUCGCCUCGCUCCUCCCUCCUAGUCCCUCCCUUCCUCCCUCCCUCUUUUCCCUUCCCCUCCCCACCUCUCCUCUCCUCACUGCUGCUACUACUCAUUUAUUAUCAACUCCCCCACCCCCCCGUAUAUACUCUCCACCUCGCUACUCGUUUAUUAUUAUUUUUUUAAUUUAAGAAAUAAAUAAUUGGAAAAGGAAAGAAAACAGAGAGGGGGGUGCGCGGGGGGAUAAGAAAAUGGCUACCUGUGGGAGCUUGAGAUCGCUGUUCGAGAAGCCGCUGCUGGAGAAUCCGACGCUGAUGGAGUCGCUGUCGUCGUGGAACCAGAUCAAGCCCAAGAAGCCCGCGGCGGUGGACCCUGCCUCCUUCACCGAGCUCUUCGGCGAACUCCACUUCCAGGAAAACCCACCUCCCUCUCCCUCGCCCUCUCCCUCCUCCCCCGCAUUCUCCGAUCGGAUCCCGCCGCCGCCCAAACCCGAUAAGACGCCGCCACCCCCGACCCCCAACGCCAACGCCAACGGCUUCUCCAAGAGCUCGUACGGGUGGCAGCUGUGCACGGAGGGGCUCGGAUCCGAGAGCUCGGACGACGUCGACGACCCGAUGAAGAGCGGCUGCGACGACGAGGGGACGGGGGAGAAGGCGGAGUCCGAACGGAAGGCCGCUGUCUCUAACGGCGACGGGGGUGGUUACCCGUGCUGUUACUCGGACGUUAGGGCUCGGAACCGAGGGGGUUUCCCGCCCCCGAUCUCGUCGAUCGGGAGGAGCGGGAAACCGUGGGUGUGCUUUAGGCCGUACAGGGAGGAGGGGAGGUUCGUGCUGCGGGAGAUCCGGAUCCCGAGCCAGGAGUUCCUGCACGUCUCCCGAGAGGACGGGAGGCUCAAGCUCCAAUUCGUACACCCCGAUGAGGAUAUUGAGGAAGGAGACGACGAAGAAGAAGAAGAAUAUGAGGACGACGACGACGACGACGGAGGAGGAGAUGCAACGGCCGGGUGAGAUACAGUGAUGGAUUUAAUUGGAUUGGAUACUUGGACGGAUGAGAUUUUGCGUAAGCAAAAAUCGGUAAAACUAGCUUGGCAAUGCGCACAAGAGCUUUUCCAGGGGGGAAAGUGUUAUUAUCAGUGUAAAAUAAAUAUGAUCUGUUAAAAAUGAGUGGUGGGUGAAAAAAAAAAAAAAAAAACAACAGAAUUUGAAACAUUCGACUGGUAAUCUAUGUGUGUAGUCGGCGCCUGCCCUUCCAACUCAAAUCGGUGAAAAGUUAGCUCUUGAGUUACAACUUACAACUAGUGUGGUGGUUUGAAUUCGAAAUACCAGACUGAGAAAAGUGCCUGCUAAAUGAAAAUUUCAAAGUUCUUGUUCAGUUAUUUUCAAGGAAAUGCAGAGUCUGGCCCAACUAUGCUGAUUUCUACAGUUAAGAGUAGUCAGAAAGCCGUGGAGAGCCGUGGUCCUUCAUUAGAUCGAACUAUUCUGCUCCCGAAGAAAAAUAGAUUGCCCGUAUCCUGCAAUUUGUACAGAUGUGCACUGCCAAUCUAUAUACCUUCUUCUCGUCA
Molecule: messenger RNA, 1605 nt
Organism: Ananas comosus (pineapple)
Lineage: Eukaryota; Viridiplantae; Streptophyta; Magnoliopsida; Poales; Bromeliaceae
Product: protein FANTASTIC FOUR 3
Exons: 1
Coding region: 296-1051 (251 amino acids)
Source: RefSeq, a predicted model, not a curated record